UGACACCCGAACCUGAAGCAGGCCAUGGUCAUCUUCUUCUUCCAGCUCCUCCUCUUUUUAAAACCCUAAAUAAAUAGGCUUUGAAGGGUUUAUCAGAAACUAAUUUUUUUAUUCAUAUAAUAAAUAAAUGAAACUGGGUUUUUCCACAGCAGAGAGCUAAAAACUUUUGUGUGUGUGUGUGUGAGCGAGACCAAGGAAGGAGGAAAAUGGGUCAGGCAUUUCGUCGAGCAUCUGGGAAAAUCCGUGCAUCUUCCAGCAUUGAUACGGGGUCGUCUGCACCGAAACCGACGAAGAGCGUCGUCAAUCGGCCGCCUCCUAUGGUUCCUACCAGCAAGGAUGGGAUCGCCGAGACUGCUGAGCGCGGGAAAGCUCUUGAUUCUGAUGAGGGAACCUCGAGAAGAAAUGCUGACAAUGUUCUUGAAGAAAGAGAUGUUAAAUACGACGCCAUGCUUAGUCAGAUGGCGGGUAGAAUUAGGACAAAGCCUGGAGGGAAGCUGGAAAUGGGUGAGGCAUUUGUGGUGGAAAAGUAUGAUAGACCGCUUCCAAAAAUCCGAAACACAAAACCGGAUUCUGACAGGUAUGAAGAAAGGCCUACUCCAGCUGGAACUCUAAAUGUAGCACAGCUUCGGCAUAUCAUACUUCUGCAUGAAGGGAAGGCUGAUGAUCAUGAUGGUCCUAUGAAUAUUCAUCAAAUUGCCAAAAAAUUCCAAGUUGAUGUUACACAGGUUGAAAGGAUCUUGCAGUUCACAUCACUGCCUCCUCAGAAUGAUAGUAAAACGAAAAACAAUCGAUGAAGACCUGGCAGCUUUGGCUUACACUUCUGCACGACUAACAAGAUUUUCUUUUGAAUAAAGUAUUUGGAAUUUUAUUUCGUGAGUAUGCUAAGAUCAUCAUAUAGAAGAGUUAGACAGAAUCUAUGUUAGACAGAAUCUAUGUCUUACUAUUAACAUAUAGGAGAUUUUGUUUGACGAUUUCAUUUAUUCACGUUUUUCAGAAUCGAUAUAGCUCAACUUUUUUUGACCUGGCUGGACACAUCCACCAUCUAAACUUCGAUCGUUGUAAUUUAUCAAAUGGGUCAUCGAAAUUUUACACUUUCUUUCGAAGUA
Messenger RNA from Ziziphus jujuba (common jujube), 1106 nucleotides. RefSeq lists its product as uncharacterized. The coding region runs from base 207 to 794 and encodes 195 amino acids. The record is from RefSeq and is a predicted model, not a curated record. Lineage: Eukaryota; Viridiplantae; Streptophyta; Magnoliopsida; Rosales; Rhamnaceae. The transcript has 3 exons.